AUGGCGGGUGGGCAAGCGGCGCCACCUGCGGCGAAAACGCGCGUGUUCUUCCGCUUCUGGGAUGCCUCGCCAGUCGGAACGCACGAAUGCAUUCGUGUCUUGGGCAGCUGUCAUGAGCUCGGCAGCUGGGAUUUGAACUCGGCUGUGCAGCUGAGCCGGGUGGAGCAGUGCAAAGGAUGCUGGUGGACCACAAACAGCGUGAGGAUUCCUCUGAAAGAGCAUUUCGAGUACCGCUAUGCCAUCUACAACUCAGACACCGAUGACUUUAUCCGGUGGACGAAGGAGGGGGAAGAACCGCUCUUCGCAGUCGCGACUGGCCGGACCUUGAUUUUGGAAGAUGACGAUGGCCGCUGCCGUGCUACGGGCGACGACGAAGCAGGGCAGAUGUCCACCGUGGCCUCUCGGGGAGCGUCCCUGGCUGCUGAAGCGAAUGUGGGCAGCCGACCUCCUAGUCCGUCUGGCUAUCAUGGGAGCCAGCCGGCGAGCCCGAGAAGUCCGGCCUCUCCCCGAUCUGGCAGCUGCUGGAACCAGCGCUCCAAGUCCAUGGACUUGACGCAGCUGUGCGACGUAACAAGUGAGGACAGUGCCUUUCUUGUAUUCCGAAGCCUGCCAGUUCUGGUCAAGCGAGCCGAGAACGGUGACUGGCAGGUUGAAAAGAUUAGCCAUGGAGCAGGCACCGCUCUGCCACUACUCAAACACUUCACGCAGACUGGGAGCAACAAGCCGCCUGCCGGUGAAGCCAUUGAUGUGUCCGUGAAGUUCAUCGGCCAUCCAGGUGUGUGCGUCAGAGAUGACGCGGACAGGAAGCAGCUCACUGACCUCUUGGCGAAGCAUUCUUGCAUCCCAGUCUUUCUCGACGAGGAUGUUGUGCAAAAGCACAACUUCUUCGCAGAAGAUUACCUGUGGCCUGUGUUUCACAACAUGAAGAUCUUCGAUGCCACCAUCACCGGCGACCAUGAGUACGAGUCCUUCGACAAGGCACUCUGGAAGAGCUUCCUAGCCCUGAACAAUGCAUAUGCGGACGUGAUUACUAAGCACGGAGAUGAGAACACGCUCGUCUGGAUUCACGACUACGAGCUCGUGAUGGUCCCACGAUUUGUCUACCACCGAAACCCGGACUUCACCACGGGUCUGUUCCUCCACUGUGCAUUUCCCAGCACAGAGGUGAUGAGCUGCUUACCCGUUCGAGAGGACAUCCUGCAAGGAAUGCUGAGCAGUAGGCUGGUGACCUUUCAGACGUUCGAUUACCUGAGGCACUUCAUGUCCUGCUGCUCGGAAGUGCUGGGGACGCGCCAUUCUUUUCAGAAGGGCGGAAUCCUGCAGGUCGAACAUGAGUCUCGGAGUGUCGUCGUCUUUGCGGACCACUUCGCGAUCCCCUACAAUCAUCUCAUCAAGAAGAUCUCGGAUGACAAGGUCGUGGAGCGCGCUGCUUCCAUUCGAAACAAGUUCAAAGGGAAGACCAUCAUCGGUGCCUAUGAUCGAUUCGACUGCUUCAGCGGGCUGACGCUCAAACUGCGCACCUUCCACCGUUUCUUACAGGAUUAUCGCUCGCACAGGCGGAGUGUGGUUCUUGUGCAGUACGUUCGCGCCCGCGCCACAGACUCGAAGCGGAAGGGCAUGGUAACCAUUGAAGAGCUUCAGCAGAUGGCAGAUGCCACCAACAAAGCCUUCGGCGUGGAAGGCGAGCCACCGCUGGUCAAUAUCGUCGUGGAGGAGGUAACCCGAGAAAGGCAGCUUGGAGUCCUCUUGGCGACGGACAUCCUUCUGGAUACGUCCACCAAUGAUGGCUUGAACCUGAUUCCUUUCAACUUCUACGCGGCGCACUCACAGGACCAGAAAGGUGUGGCCUUGAUAUCGGAAUUCUGCGGCUGCUCCUCCGUGCUGACAGGCGCCUUCAAGAUCAACCCCUGGAACACGGGCGCGGUCCUGACCGCCCUAGAUCAGGCGAUUAGCAUCACACCCGAGGACCAAGCCCUGCGCUUCGCCAAGGAUCACUCCUAUGUCUCGACGCAGACGCUCGUUCAGUGGGUCCACAAGAACCUGUCUGAGCUGAAGGUCACCAGGAUGGGCCAAAGCCUGACGUACCGCUCAUCAGCAGGUCCGGUCCACCUACCUUUUGACGAUGUCGUUGCAGCUUACAACAGUGCGAAGAAGCGAGCCAUCUUCCUCGACAACGAGGGCACCAUUGCUGCCAAGCAAAAAUGGCAGAUCGAGUCGACGACAAUGGUGGCCUUGCAGAAGCAAGGGCAGCCUCCGGACCCUUACGUUUUGGACCUGCUCCAAACCCUGGCCAAUGACCGCGGGAACACGGUUGUGGUCUUAUCGGGUCGCCGCAAGAAUGUCAUGGAGGAGUGGUUCGGCUCGGUUGACGGCCUGGGCCUCUUUGCCGAGCACGGUUGCCACCGGCUCCUCCCGCGCACCCUUUCUGUGGCGCAACAGGAGAGCGGUGAGCGAGCUUGGAGGUCUGAAGCUAGCGCGGACGACAACCAGGAGUGGAAGGAUCUCUGCAUUGAGCUGAUGAAGCAGUAUGUCCAGCGCAUCCAGGGCAGCAUCCUUGAAGCAAAGGCAUCUUCCAUUUCCUGGAACUACCGUGAGGUGGGUGCCACGGGGGUCAUCGAUGAUGUGGCUCAUGAACUGGUGCGGUUUCUGGAUCCGGAUGUGCCCACUGGGCUACUCUUUGGGUUUCCAGUGAAGGUGGUCAUGGGCAAGGGCUAUGUGGAAGUCAAGCGUGCUGACAUCGACAAGGGUCGAGCUGUGAUCAAGACCCUUGAAGAGUUGGGCAACGUAGACUUCGUCCUCAGUAUCGGUGACGACCGGUCCGACGAGGAUAUGUUCGAGGCGAUCUCGAACUACUUCAAGCGGACUGGGGACGUCUCGGCGAUGCUUUCUGCAAACCCCUCGCAGAGUUCUCUCCGACGUGCCGGCGCUGGCACAUCGUCGAUGGCCUCUUCGCUCGACGGUCUCGCCCCAUCACCCACCGAUUCGCCCACCGUGUCGCCAAAGGACAAGAAUGACAAGAAGCCCGUGCGCUCGGUAAACUUCACCGACAAGGAUGGCACGGCCUCGGCACCAGCGCAAGCCUGUCUCCAUCGCAUGGCUUCGUCCACCACCUGGUUCACGGCGACUGUUGGGCGCAAAACCACACAGGCAAAGCAUUUCUGUGCAGACGUGGACGAGGUCACGCAGCUUCUGAAGAAGCUUGCUUCUAAAGCGAUUAUGGGCCAGUUCUCCCGGUUCGCAUCGAUGCCGGUAAUCGCUCCAGACGCUGAUGAACAGAAUGGAGACGAAGACUCGCAAGACGAGCCCCCUGACGUCAAGGACAUGGGCCGGGCGACCACCCAAAGCAGUUUUCUGAAGAAGCCGCUCAACAAGACGGAGACGUGA
Symbiodinium natans is the source of this 3384-nucleotide messenger RNA. The record is from the annotation of a GenBank genome assembly. NCBI's taxonomy places the organism in Eukaryota, Dinophyceae, Suessiales, Symbiodiniaceae.